AUGGUGGUUAUUCAUGUUCCAAUCAUUUUGCCCUUUACUAAUAAAUAUUAUCAGCAGAAAAUAUUUCAAAUGGAUGAACGAGAAGCUCUGAUGGAGGCGUUUCCUCACCUAAUUGUAUGCUGUAAUUUUACUCAUUACAAAGGGUUUAUUAGUGUUGGGGGUACUGAUUUCCUGACAUCUAUUUAUGUCCCAAAUUAUCCGUGUUUGGCAAAGAUGACCCUUAAGUGUUCUUGGCCUGUUAGCCAAUUACUUUCAGGUCAUGAUACAAUGUUGAAAGAGUGGAUCCAAAGUGAUACGUUAACUUCAUUUCUAAAAAAAUUGAAAAACCUAUUGGAAUUAGAAAUGAAGAAAAAACCAAUAGUUAAUGAAUGCCAGGAAGAUUUUAUAGUGGCGGAUAGCUUUAAAUUGUUAAUGUCUGACUUGAAGAAGAUAAAGUUUCAUAAUAUAGUGUCCUUUUCUUCGUGCUUGAAGAAAAUUCAAUUGCAAAAAGUGGAUGCUUCUAAUCGAGUACAUAUUAUUGACAUGUCUGUUGGAGAAGCAUAUCCUCUUGAUGUUGUACAAAUUCAAGCUUUGUUGCCAGAUGCAGCCCUUGAAAUAAUACGCAAGAAUUCAAGAGUGGAUAAGAUAUAUAACAGUUUUGUUGAGCAAGUUAUUUAUCUGCAGAGAACUUGGGAUGAUCUUGACUUAAUAGAUGCAAAUUGUUGUGUUUUGGAUCCAGAACAUCCAACUAGAAAAGAUAUGGGACGAAGAAUACUAAUUGGAAAAAAUGUUUCCAUUUAUUUAAAUAUGAGUUAUGAAGAUGUCAGUGCUGUGCCAAGUAUUACGGUUCUUGGGCCUGAGCAGUCUGUUCAACAGUUCCAAUCCACUCUAGCAAGAAACGAAAAGCUAUGGGAUUCUGACUCUUCAACUGUAGACAAUUUGAAGAAGGUGUUGGAUUUAUCUUCAUUUCCUGCGAGAGAAAAUCGUUGUGCAGACAUUUCCCUGGUACACCAAGAAGAAUGCUUGAUAUGUUUUGCACUCUGGAUGGAUGGGGAAAUGCCAAAUUUAGUGUGUGAAAAUACUCGCUGUGGAAGUCCUUUUCACACCACGUGCUUAUUCCAGUGGCUUCAAACUGUCUCAGGAAAUUAUCAGAGCUUUAAUCAAGUACAUGGAGACUGUCCAAAUUGUGGCAUGGCAAUAUCAUGCCCAGUACCAAAAUAAUUGCAUUUAAUGUAAGAUUGCAAAUUUCUUAUCAAUUUGAGAUGUCAACUACUGAAAAAAGAAGAGAAAAGGUAGGAGGAGAGAACCUCAUGAAACCAUUUUACACUGGAGUGAAUGAAGAUCAUUGAAGUAUACUCCACUGUUUAUCCUUACUUUCAGGUGUUGAAAUUGUGUGUACGUGUGUGUUUUCCAGCCAUUGUAUAGUUUAUUGCAUUUUUUAAUUCAGUGUAAGUUACUUUUUAUUAAAAGAUACUAUACAUAUUACUGUUUUUAU
Messenger RNA from Gryllus bimaculatus (two-spotted cricket), 1474 nucleotides. NCBI's taxonomy places the organism in Eukaryota, Metazoa, Arthropoda, Insecta, Orthoptera, Gryllidae. The record is from the annotation of a GenBank genome assembly.